CUCGGCAGAAUCAUUCCGGGAAAAUCAUGAAUGCAUUCAGCGGGAUCACAUUCAUAGUGUCAUACACAUUCGACGACUUGACUACGUCUGCGACAUAAAUAAUUUUAACUUCGCAAUAUUUUGACCAUAUCAAAUUACUUGUUGACGUGUUUUGACUUGGGCUAGACAAGGCCACCGGAAUAAUAAUGAAGUUAAGCUCGGAAUCUCUCCUAUCACCUCCCACGAACGAGGGGAUGACAUGUCCCCCUCCCAAGGUGGAACGUGACCCGGGCCCUCCAGUCGAAAUAGCGCAGGGAUUCCUGAAGACCAUCCUCCGUGUUAGGAUGAGCAAGGCCGAAAAAGAUAAGCAGGACUCUACCGGGAGGAACAUGUUUUCAAAACAGUACGCAAGCACUUAUGAUAAUCGACUUUUCAUGACCAGAUUGAUUUUAGAGGAGAAGGUCAAGGAAGAAUGGCAACAAGGAGACAAUCCUCCUCCGUUUCAAAAGAUUUCUGACCUUUGUACAGCUACCACUGGGGCACGUAACGUCGCGGAUAUAUCGGGACAUUUGCCCAAGCAGGGCAAGGGAGGGAAAAAACUUACCGAGGCAGAUCGUGAGCAACACCUUCAUAUCGAUGAAGAUCUCGUUGUUGUCAUUGUGGGAACCAUAUUCAAAAUACAACCCGAGAAACCUUCAAUUCUCAAUGAGCUGGCAGAAGAUCAUGCAAUGGUUCCUAUUAAAGAAAAGAAGAAAUACAUUAGCAAAAAGGAUUAUCUUAUUUUAGAAGAUGAGUCCACCCGGGUGUUUUUAACCCCUUUAGAAAAUUCUGGACUGCGAAUUGACUCAGUUGUUAAUGGGGUCGUUUGUGCGGUCAAAGGGAGACCAACACUGCAGGGCAGGUUUAAUGUGGAAGAUGUCAUGUGGGCAACUCCGAAACCGGCGAUUUGGCCCAUUGUGAGGAAACUUGAUGUAGAAAUGAUUUUCGUGUCCGGUCUCCUUCUUUGCGAUCAACACGACAGCAUGUCACAUAUUGACUUGUUUUUCGAUUACCUCCAAGGUCUUUGUGGUUCUCCUGACGAGCUCGAGACGCGAUGCAAGUCAAAAACCCGUCUCUUCAUUGUUGGCGACACUUUUGGACGUUUGAGAAAGGAGAUUUCAGCCGAAAAACAGACAAAAGCAACUUUCACGACGGUAGACCCCGAAUCUGUACUAAGGAUUGAAAUUGCUAAAAAGUUGGACGUCAUCUUGGAUCAAUUGGCUCAAACAAUGGAGGUUUACAUUCUUCCCGGUGAACUAGACCCUGCCGAACCAAUGUUCCCUCAAGCCCCCUUCCAUCGAUGCAUAUUGCCUCUCGCCUCCCGUCGCACAAUGUUCCACUCGCUGUGUAAUCCAACACGAAUAGAUGUCACAGUCUCCUCAGCUUCCAAAAAGUCGCCAACAUCCAAAUUGGACAUUAUCCUUUCCGGUGGACAAAAUGUUAUCAACGCCAAGAAAAAUACAGCCACUCGAAAUUCAAUCGAUACGGCGGAAGAUAUCCUAAAAUGGGGUCAUCUCUGCCCCACCGCUCCAGAUACGCUGGCUCUACAUCCGGACAGUGACGAAGAGGCCCUUGUGCUAACAAGCCUGCCAAACUUUUUUAUAGUUGGUGGACAAAAACGUUUCAAAAUUCGUGAAUGGAAGGGAACCUUUAUCGUCACACUUCCAAAAUUCUCCGAUACCGGUAUUGCUGUCAUUUUAGAUAAAACCAUGAACUUUGUCCCCCUAAAUAUCAAACUCGCCAAGUAGGUUCCGUAUUGUACAAUUUUAUAAAUACACUCUUACAUAUAUAAUGUUUGUAGUCUCAUUCCAUAAUUUUUAUUCAAAGUUAAUCCUUUAAAAAUGUGUAACAAUUUUUUCCAUACAAUUAAAUAUCACAGAUCAAAUUGAGACAUAAAUAAACUCCUUUAAAGCCAACGUGCACAUGGCUGCAUUGAAA
Folsomia candida is the source of this 1956-nucleotide messenger RNA. Its product is annotated as DNA polymerase delta small subunit. The record is from RefSeq and is a predicted model, not a curated record. The coding region runs from base 186 to 1766 and encodes 526 amino acids. Gene Ontology annotation, biological process: DNA replication; DNA strand elongation involved in DNA replication. Lineage: Eukaryota; Metazoa; Arthropoda; Collembola; Entomobryomorpha; Isotomidae. Gene Ontology annotation, molecular function: DNA binding. The transcript has 6 exons. Gene Ontology annotation, cellular component: delta DNA polymerase complex.